AUGGCUUCGAAGGCGAUGAGCGUGGCAGCGGAGAAGGUAGGGGCGGCGGCGCGCCGCCAAGCGGUGUCGCUGACGGACGCUGCCGCUUCGCGAAUACGGCACCUGCUACAGCAGCGUCAGAGGCCCUUCUUGAAGCUCGGAGUCAAGGCUCGCGGCUGUAACGGCUUAUCCUACACCCUCAAUUACGCAGAUGAAAAAGGAAAGUUUGAUGAGUUGGUUGAGGAUAAGGGUGUUAAGAUAUUGAUUGAUCCAAAGGCCCUUAUGCAUGUCAUUGGAACUAAAAUGGAUUUUGUGGAUGACAAACUGAGAUCGGAAUUUAUUUUCGUCAAUCCAAAUUCUAAAGGUCAGUGUGGUUGUGGUGAAUCUUUCAUGACAACAGGCAGUAGUGGGUCUUCUAAGUCAUGA
This is a messenger RNA of Sphenostylis stenocarpa, 405 nucleotides long. The record is from the annotation of a GenBank genome assembly. Lineage: Eukaryota; Viridiplantae; Streptophyta; Magnoliopsida; Fabales; Fabaceae.